AUGGGUAGAGUAGCACAUGUUAAGGAAGAAAGAAAAGAGCUAGCAAAGGAUGUUCACAGGCUUGCUUGCUUGAGAGCUCGUUUUAUGAGCAUAUCAGAUGGUGGUGUAACAGUCCAGAAUGGAUCAGAAUCAUCAUUGGUAGCAGAUGUUAAGGAAGAAUAUGGAAGGAAGCAUGAGGGUAAAUGCUUAGCCAGUACGUAUGGUUGCUUUGGUUGUGGAAUGAGUGGUCGCAAGAUAAUGGAUUGUCGAUCACUUACUUCUAAGGGAAGAGAAGGUAGACAAGCAUCGCCAACAGGUUCGGGUUCAAGUGCACCAAAGAAAAUUAGAUUUUAUGCACUUCAAACUCAUCAUGAUCAAGAGGGUUCUCCCGAUGCGGUAACUGGUAUUUUGAAAGUCUUUCAUCUUGAUGUUUAUGAUUUCCUUGAUCCUGGUGCUACUUUGUGUUUUGUGAAGCCAUAUGUGGUUAUGAGGUUUGAUGUUCUUCCAAAUGUAUUGUUAUGA
Molecule: messenger RNA, 501 nt
Organism: Solanum verrucosum
Lineage: Eukaryota; Viridiplantae; Streptophyta; Magnoliopsida; Solanales; Solanaceae
Exons: 2
Coding region: 1-501 (166 amino acids)
Source: RefSeq, a predicted model, not a curated record